This is a messenger RNA of Suncus etruscus (white-toothed pygmy shrew), 1899 nucleotides long. RefSeq names its product chaperonin containing TCP1 subunit 7 (gene CCT7). The record is from RefSeq and is a predicted model, not a curated record. The transcript has 12 exons. Gene Ontology annotation, cellular component: chaperonin-containing T-complex. The coding region runs from base 119 to 1750 and encodes 543 amino acids. Gene Ontology annotation, biological process: protein folding. Gene Ontology annotation, molecular function: ATP binding; ATP-dependent protein folding chaperone; ATP hydrolysis activity. NCBI's taxonomy places the organism in Eukaryota, Metazoa, Chordata, Mammalia, Eulipotyphla, Soricidae.
CUUCCACUUCCGCCUCCGGUCCAACAUCUUUACAGUUUCUGGAACCUUUGCUAGCGCGAGGCAUUGUGGGUUUGCUGGGCGGCUUAGACCCGGAGGAGAGAACUAGCGGGCCUCCAAGAUGAUGCCCACACCAGUUAUCCUGUUGAAAGAGGGGACUGAUAGCUCCCAAGGCAUUCCCCAGCUUGUAAGUAACAUCAGUGCUUGCCAAGUGAUUGCUGAGGCUGUUAGAACCACCCUGGGCCCUCGUGGCAUGGACAAGCUUAUUGUGGAUGGUCGAGGCAAAGCAACAAUUUCUAAUGAUGGAGCCACAAUUCUGAAACUCCUUGAUGUUAUCCAUCCUGCAGCAAAGACUUUAGUGGACAUUGCCAAAUCUCAGGAUGCUGAGGUUGGUGACGGCACCACCUCUGUGACCCUGUUGGCAGCAGAGUUUCUGAAGCAGGUGAAACCAUAUGUGGAGGAAGGUUUGCAUCCACAGAUCAUCAUCCGAGCUUUCCGUACUGCCACAAAUUUGGCAAUUAACAAAAUCAAAGAGAUCGCUGUGACUGUGAAGAAGGAAGAUAAAGAGGAGCAGAGGAAAUUGCUAGAAAAGUGUGCCAUGACUGCUUUGAGCUCCAAGCUGAUCUCCCAGCAGAAAGACUUCUUUGCUAAGAUGGUGGUGGACGCAGUGAUGAUGCUGGAUGAUUUGUUGCAGCUUAAAAUGAUUGGAAUCAAGAAGGUGCAAGGUGGAGCCCUAGAGGAGUCCCAGCUGGUAGCCGGUGUGGCAUUCAAGAAGACCUUUUCUUAUGCUGGGUUUGAAAUGCAACCCAAAAAAUACAAUAAUCCUAAAAUUGCUCUUUUAAAUGUUGAACUUGAGUUGAAAGCUGAAAAAGAUAAUGCUGAAGUGAGAGUCCACACGGUUGAGGACUAUCAGGCAAUUGUUGAUGCUGAAUGGGAUAUUCUCUACGAAAAAUUAGAGCGGAUCCAUCGUUCUGGAGCCAAAGUCAUCUUAUCCAAACUCCCCAUUGGUGAUGUGGCUACACAGUAUUUUGCUGACAGGGACAUGUUCUGUGCUGGCCGAGUGCCCGAGGAGGAUCUGAAGAGGACAAUGAUGGCCUGUGGAGGCUCGAUACAGACUAGUGUGAAUGCUCUGGAGCCAGAAGUAUUGGGUAGCUGCCAGGUCUUUGAGGAGACUCAGAUUGGAUGUGAAAGGUACAAUUUCUUCACUGGCUGUCCCAAGGCCAAGACUUGCACCAUCAUUCUCCGAGGUGGCGCUGAGCAAUUUAUGGAGGAGACCGAGCGAUCCCUGCAUGAUGCCAUCAUGAUUGUCAGGAGAGCCAUCAAGAAUGACUCAGUGGUGGCUGGUGGUGGAGCUAUUGAGAUGGAGCUGUCCAAGUACCUGCGGGAUUACUCAAGGACCAUUCCAGGAAAGCAGCAGCUGUUGAUUGGGGCAUAUGCCAAGGCUUUGGAAAUUAUCCCACGCCAGCUAUGUGACAAUGCUGGUUUUGAUGCCACAAACAUCCUCAAUAAGCUGCGGGCUCGGCAUGCCCAGGGAGGCACAUGGUACGGGGUGGACAUCAACAAGGAGGACAUUGCCGACAACUUUGAAGCUUUUGUGUGGGAGCCAGCAAUGGUGCGGAUCAAUGCCCUGACUGCAGCCUCGGAGGCUGCGUGCCUUAUCGUGUCCGUAGAUGAAACCAUCAAGAACCCUCGCUCGACAGUGGAUGCUCCUCCAGCUGCUGGCCGGGGCCGAGGUCGCGGCCGCCCUCAUUAAGGGGACAUUCCACUCCUCCUGAGUGGCCUACUGCCUCUGGCGUAUGCUUUUUCACCCCAGUUUUGGUCAAUUGAUAGAACAAGGAAAGGGGCCUGACUAGCCCAUUCAAUUCUAACUGAAGUUAUUUAAAUAAAUCGUAAGACUUAGAA